CGACAUGAUGUUGGAGUCUGUUUCACACAUGCAUGGUGGUAGUUUGCUGGAGUAACUGGAUAUCUCCGGACUGCCAUUGUCUGAUCCACCGGUACCAGUAAGGAUUACCGUCUGACAGUUUCUGAGAGAUGUUUAAGAAACCAAAUCGCACUCUUCGUGUGCGGAAAGCAGAAUCCAGCGAGGACGAAGGAGAAGAGACUCCGCCUGAGCAGCUUGUUGACAAAAGACAGAAAAGAGUCGGCAGCCGCGGCUUGGCAUGUGGAACCAGAGACAGGAAAACUGUUCAUGCUGCAAAAAUUGCCAGCUAUGCGGAUGAAGAUGAGGAGGAAAGUAAUUCUGAGCCUGAAGAUGCUGAUAUCAAUGAGGACUUCAGGAGACAGCGGAGGGCUGGGGGACCCCACAGUUUGCUGAGCUUCACUGAAGAGAGAGAAGGUGAAGAGGUGUCCUUUCAAAUCAAAAAGCCUUCUGUUAAUACGUUUGUAUUUAAAGCUCAAAAAAAGUCCAAAAAGGAGGACCAUGAAAAAGAGCAAGAGAAUAGUGAUUCUUUUGAGUUGGAAAGUGACCAUAGCUCAGAGUCAGAGCAUCCUCAACACACUAAUUCCCCAUCUUUGAAGAAGGACUCUUCAGAAUCUGCAGCCAGCAGCCCGUCCCUGUCUCCUAGUGACAUAGAAGGGACAGCACAGGUGAAAUCCCGGAUGCCAAGUGCAUCUCGGCAGCUUGCAGCUCAAGGAGACUACUUAUCUCUUGGUGUGCCGAAGAAAGGUAGAGACUCAAGCCAGUCAGAAAGUGACGAUGAACAGGAUGAUCAUGAGAGAAGAAUCAGUUUUGCUCCUGGAACAAAAACAUUGAAAGACCAGAUGGCAGAGGAGAUUUCAGCAAGCAGUGACUCAGGCGGAGAGAAGAGCAAGGAAGACGAGGACUUUCAGGAUCAAUGGGAGGAACAGCAGAUAAGGAAAGCAAUAAAGUACCCAGAGAUUCUCGACAAUGAUUUGUUACCUGUACGAAAUACACAGAACCGUAGAAACAUAGAGCCAAGGUUUUCCCUGCCUCCAGUAAAUAUUGGAGACAUCAAAAAGAAGCUUACUGCAAGGAUAACUUCUUUAGAAGAGGUCCACCAAUCGCAUGUGCACGAAAAUGAGAAAUAUACUCGUGACCUUGAGAGUUCGAAGCACUCUCUAGAAAUGCUGGGAAAGUCUGCAAGCGAGCAAAGCUACAAGUUUUUCAAGGAGAUGAAAACAUAUGUAGAAAACUUUGUUGACUGUAUGAAUGAAAAGAUAAUCCAAAUUAAUAAACUUGAGUGUGAGAUGUUUACAUUAUUCGAGAACAGAGCAAAGGAUCUUCUGCAUCGCCGGCAAAACGACCUCCGCAACGAGUCUGCUGUCCUCCAGAAGCUCUCUGGAAAAAAUACAGACAUUGAAGAUGCAACGAAAGGUGUGCUGGAAGAUUCAGAUUUAAGAAGGAACAGAAGGUGGAAGAAACGUGAGCUCUUGGGGAUAAAUGAUCACUGUGAAGGCAUGUCUAGUGAUGAUGAGAUGCCCUCUGAAGAUGAAACUUCUUUCAAAGAAAGUAGAGCUCGAGUCCUAUUUGAGAGUAAAGAUCUGUUUGAAGACGUUCAUGAAGACUUUCACCGGAUAAAGAACGCCUUGUCCAAAUUUCAGGAGUGGAGACAGAGAUUUCCAGAGUCCUAUUAUGAUGCUUACAUUAGCUUAUGCAUCCCCAAACUACUAAACCCACUUAUUAGGGUGCAUCUUUUAGACUGGAAUCCACUAGAGAACAUCACUGAUCUAGAAAAGUUGGAGUGGUACCGUGAUUUAGAAGAGUUUUGCUACAGCAGUGAAGAUCCUGAACCACACACUGAGGACAGCCCUGAUAACAAUGUUCUUUCUGCUGUGGUUGAGAAGAGCAUUCUACCCAAAGUGUCUGAAUUUGUUGAUCACGUGUGGGAUCCACUGUCCGCCACACAAACAAGUAACCUGGUUAGAUUCUGCAAAACAUACGUUCUGGAGAGCGAGUCGAAAAAGGCAGUGCAGGAAUUGCUAAAUUCCCUGGAAUCUCGGUUAAAAAAAGCCAUCGAAGAUGAUGUAUUCAUUCCACUCUAUCCCAAAAGUGUUUUAGAGGACAGAGCCUCUCCGCAUUCAAAAUUCCAAGAAAGGCAAUUCUGGUCAGCUGUGAAGAUGCUGCAAAAUGUUCUGUCAUGGGAUGGAUUCCUUGAAGAAGAAACCCUGCGAGAGCUGGGACUGGACAAAUUGCUGAAUCGCUACCUCCUGUUAAUCCUUCUGAAUUCCUCACCUGGCAAAGAAAUGGUUAAUAAGUGCAGCAAGAUUGUUGCCUGUCUGCCGCACAGUUGGUUUAAAGGCCUUGACAGUGGAUCCUCUCUGCCUUGCUUGGCAAAUCUCAGUAAGCACAUGCUCCAGUGUGCACAUGCGCUGCAUUCACUAGAUGAUCGGGAGAACUUGCUGGUUCUGGUGUCUCUGCUGAAAAAGAUCAAAGCAAUGGAUUAUGUGGAGGCACUUUCCAGUAAAUAUAACAUUGAGGAGCUGAAAUGAUUAUUUUUAUAAGAAGAAGUGAACACAUCUGAUUCCAGAUCUCAUGUCCACAGUCAGAGCACAGGGGCGUGUACUAAAUGCGUGGCUCUCGCAACAAAAUGGACAGAGAUUUUCUAUUUUUCUAAAGGACAUUAUGAAUGAAUUGUCCGCCUGUUUUUUUUCCCCCCGCUUAACAGGGCCGUGCUUUAACAACUGACUUCCAAAAUGUUAGACCUGUAGAACAGAGAUGGAAUAUGUUCCCCAACUCAGUUGGAUGUAUGCCUUUCCCAAUUUUAUUUCCAGGAUAUUUAAGUUACAGUUCUUGAAGAAACCACCAAAUAAUUAUAUAAUUUACAUUGUCCAUUCCUUGACAGUUGCGGUUAAAUGACGGUUAUGGACACUUGGUCCUAACCAACUUUUUAAGGUUUUAGAACAUUCUUUGUGAAUUUGCCACCUGCUUUCAGAUUUCUCUUAAUUGUAAUUACACAUGUGUGAAAUAAAGAUAUUUUA
Messenger RNA from Pelobates fuscus (common spadefoot toad), 3035 nucleotides. RefSeq names its product GC-rich sequence DNA-binding factor 2 (gene GCFC2). Gene Ontology annotation, cellular component: nucleus. Gene Ontology annotation, biological process: mRNA splicing, via spliceosome. Lineage: Eukaryota; Metazoa; Chordata; Amphibia; Anura; Pelobatidae. The transcript has 19 exons. The record is from RefSeq and is a predicted model, not a curated record. Bases 129 to 2546 code for a protein of 805 amino acids. Gene Ontology annotation, molecular function: DNA binding.